Molecule: messenger RNA, 2469 nt
Organism: Clupea harengus (Atlantic herring)
Lineage: Eukaryota; Metazoa; Chordata; Actinopteri; Clupeiformes; Clupeidae
Gene: hacd4
Product: 3-hydroxyacyl-CoA dehydratase 4
Biological process (GO): very long-chain fatty acid biosynthetic process; sphingolipid biosynthetic process; fatty acid elongation
Cellular component (GO): endoplasmic reticulum membrane
Molecular function (GO): 3-hydroxyacyl-CoA dehydratase activity
Source: RefSeq, a predicted model, not a curated record
AAUGGGGAAGCCUUUUCGCCACAACAGCAGAUCCAGCAGAAACGACAACAUCUGUCAGGCAAGUCCAGCCUUUUUGACGUAACAGGGCAAUAUAAGGACCGGACCCACAAACUUCCUUGAAUACAGUUUAAAUCGAAUUGUUUGGAAAAAAACAGCAUAGAAUUUUCGCUAACUUCAUUUUCCAGUCAUGAGGUGCAGCAUAAGGCUUGUUUAUCUUUUAAUCUACAAUCUACUUCAGUUCUCGGGGAGCACGUGGAUUUUUGCCAACAUGACGGCCAGAUUCCUUUUCUUCGGGAGAGGUGCUCAUCCGGACAUGUUCUACUCGGUGGGGGUGGUUAUGAGUCUGUGCCAGCUGCUGUCCAUGCUGGAGUUCUUCCACAUCGCAGACAGCCUCGAGAAGGCCAGGCUGCUCCCUCGCAUCAUCCAGGUGAUGGAGCGGAACCUGCUGCUGUUUGUGGUGUUUGUGAGUCAGGAGGAGUUUCAGAGCAACCCCAUAGUGUGUGUGCAGUUCUAUCUGUGGAACAUUGCACAACUGCUCAGGUAUCCCCAUACUCUGUUGUGUUUGGUCAGCAGCACCCUCUCUGCUAACACACUGUGGGCGCAUCACACCUUCAGCAUCCCCGUGUACGUGCUGUCAGUGCUGACUGAGGGGAUCAGUAUCUGGCAGGCGCUGCCGUACUUUGAGAACGGCAUGUACUCCAUCCAGCUGACCGCUCCUGUGCAGGUGUUCAUCCACUUCCCCUACGUCCUCAUGGCCUACCUGCCUCUGCUGGCCGCAGCUGCCAUGGUGACGGUGUGGCUUCUGCUGAAGGAGAGGAAACAGCAACUGGACUGCUGGAACAAGAAGCUCAAGAGGAAGUGACAUCACUGCAGCGACUUCUCUGACCUCUGACCUCAUCUGACUUCCUCUGAGGGGUCUCUGAAGGACAAGUGGACUGGAUGGAUGUGAAGGGAGGAACUGCUCUGAAGUAACCGUCUCCGUGGAGACCAUUGUUGACCUGGCAUAGCACUGGAUUAGUGCGCUAGCUAGGCAGACAUUUUUUUUAUGACAAGCCCAUGCUCUUUGCGUUUUAUGUGUGUGUAUGUGUGUGUGCAUGUCUGUGUGCAUGUUUGUUUGUGUGUGUGUGUGUGUGUAUGCGUGCAUGCGUGUCUGUGUGAAUGUGUGCAUGUUUGUGUGUGUACUAUAUCCCCACUCCUCAUCCCCUCUCUGAAACUACUGAUGGGUCAAGCCCCACCCACUGCCCCUGUACUGCCCCAGAGGCUAUAAAUCAGAUAUCGGCAAUGCAGCAUUAUUCAGUUCAUGAGCUUCUGGCAUUAUUCACAGCAUUGGAUGUUCAGCACUGGCCCCCCACUGUGAAGAGACAGGGUAGUAAGAGCAUUUCCAGUCUGUGACUGUGUAUUAUUGGCUUUCACAACACCUCAAUUUGACCUAAGAGUGUGUGUGUGUGUGUGUGUGUGUGUGUGUGUGUAAUUCGAUCCACCAAGGUAGAUUCUGAGGUAUUAUAAUAAUCGGUUCCUCCUAAAUGAAGAGGAUGUGGCUCUGUCAGCCAAGUGCCGCAGCAGAGGAGUGGCUGCUGACAGACUUGGUGGUUUAGUGGUAAGGUGCAGGUAAGGGGAGGGAGGGCCAUGUAGUCAAGGUACAGGUAUAGGGUUCAAAUCUCCCCUGAUAUGAGGAAGUUUCAUCUUACAAUGUAGGAAUUGUUGCAAUCUCUGAACAAAAGUAGUAGAAAUAUAAAAACCUAAUAUUUCCAGGUAUCGUAUAUAGUUUUUGGUGCUUGAGAAGAAGCUGUAUUGGCUGUAUCGGGUUGAGUUGGUGUGACAGAGUCAGUGGUGCGUGGCAGUGUAGCGAGAGCCAACUGUGAGAGGUACAGGGUUCGAAUCCCCUGUGACAUGAUGGAGUGUCACGGCCUCAAUGUAGGAACAGGUGUAAUCUCUGAACAACUAGGUUACUUCUGCUUUACAAUACUAGAGACCAAGUCGGACGGCCUGAAAAAGGGCAACACCACCUGUGUUCAUCUCUCGUUUUUUUCGGGGGGCCAAGUGUGUGUUAGUGGUCCUUCUAAUGAAGAAGCUUCAGCAGGAUGUGUGGCUCAGGGGAAUCAUCACAGUCUCUCAUGACGGAGGUGUUGGGCUCAAACCCCUCCAGUGAAGGCUGUUCUUCUGUAACUCCCUGUGGCCCAUUAUGAUUUUUUUUAAUAUUAGUCCCAUGCACCCUGAUACAGUAUUACCCACUGUAUUCCCCACAGUAUGUUUCUGUCUCUGAGUGGCAACACUGUUCUGGUGGUGAUAAGUACUCAUCCUUAGGAAAGUCUGUGUGGGUAUGUGUGUGUGUGUGUGUGUGUAUAUGGGUGUUGUGGUUUUCCAUACUGUAUUGGUAUUCUGCAUCUGUAUGUAAGUGGCUUUCUUCAAAGUACAUCAUUUCAAAAAGACAAAUGGAUUGUGUUUGAGAAAUGUAUUAUAUUUCAUGCU